This is a messenger RNA of Nerophis ophidion (straightnose pipefish), 2136 nucleotides long. Its product is annotated as deubiquitinase DESI2. NCBI's taxonomy places the organism in Eukaryota, Metazoa, Chordata, Actinopteri, Syngnathiformes, Syngnathidae. The record is from RefSeq and is a predicted model, not a curated record. Gene Ontology annotation, molecular function: deubiquitinase activity. Gene Ontology annotation, biological process: protein deubiquitination. The coding region runs from base 574 to 1299 and encodes 241 amino acids. The transcript is spliced from 5 exons.
AGUAAAAUGGUAACAUUUUACUUUGAAAAGACGGGCUCAUCAACCAUCAUGGAUAUGUAAAAAGUUGGUUCCAUGGGUGAAAUACCAGGUUGUAUAUUUAGUGCAGUAAAGGACGCACAAGUGAUGAAGAAUGGAGGAAAAGUGCUGCCUUUCAAAUGAUAUUUGGCUGUAUUGUAUGCGAGCCACACCGGAAGUUAGUUGUGUAACUUGACGAUUAGAGUCGCACACUCGUCACACGGCAGAGGACAUAAAGUCCACUUUAUUGUUGGACAGCAAAAGUAGUCAUUAACCCGGAAUUAGAUUGCUGUAGUCAUUAUGUCGAUGUAAUUAAUGAACCCAGAAAUGGAGCGUCGUCCUCUGCUGGAGGAUGCUGCAUGACGUCACCGGACAGCCAGAAGGAGACUGCGGCGUGAAGACCGGAAGGAAGCAGCCAGCGACGCCGGACGUGCUCGUCAUGGCGGCGGCUGAGCAGCAGUCGGAGAUGUGGCCGCCAUCAUCAUCAUCAUCAUCAGCAUCAUCCCCGAUGACGUCAUCGGGAGGGAGGACGCCUGCUUUGCCCUGCCACACUUGUCUAUGACGUCAUCGGGAGGACGCCUGCAGGAGCUCCUUCAAGUGCUUCGGCCUCCUGGAUGUUUGACACUCUUCUUGUCCUGCGUGGGUUCUGUUCCCGGUUCUGCUGCUCUCAUCGCGCACAGCAGAGAGACAACCAUGGCCAGUCAACCUGUCAUCCUCAACGUGUAUGACAUGUACUGGAUCAACGAAUACACUUCCAAUCUGGGAAUUGGCGUCUUCCACUCAGGCAUCCAGGUGUACGGCCAAGAGUUUGCAUACGGCGGCCAUCCUUACCCUUUCAGCGGAAUCUUUCACAUCAAUCCAGGAAACGCCGCCGAGCUCGGAGACACCUUCAGAUUCAAGGAAGCCAUAGUUUUGGGCACCACUGACUUCACGGAGGAGGACGUGGAGAAGAUCAUGGAGGAGCUUGGCAAGGAGUUCAAGGGCAACUCGUACCAUCUCAUGCACAAGAACUGCAACCAUUUCUCCUCUUCGCUGUCCGAGCUGCUGUGCGGGCGUGAGAUCCCUCGCUGGGUCAACAGGCUGGCCUACCUGAGCUCCUGCAUCCCCUUCCUGCAGAGCUGCCUGCCCCAGGAAUGGUUGACCCCGGCCGCCCUGCAGACUCACAUCAGCAUGGGCCUCCACAGGGACCAACGCCGCCGGUCCAGCGACCACGACUGCGACCGCCUGUCGCCGUCCGGCGCCGCCUCGGGUUCCUCCCACGGCUGUCGCCACACCAGGGUGUGAGCGUGGACCCGCCCGCCGGGGAGCGGGACCUCCCGCCCGGAGCUAGUCGGCAAGACCACAUGACCUCGCUGUCAGGAGGCCGCCACAGUGCGGUCGGACACGGUCAGGAAGAGUCGGCCAACAGCGACACUUGCAGUGUGUCGUACUUCCUGUCGGGGACCAUUUUUGACAAGCUGCUAAAUUAGCAACUUCUUUCUUAGCCUUUUUGCAAGGAGCUGAGCCUCCCAAGGACGCUUCAUUUGAACACAACUCAGUGGGAUGAGCAGUAGAAAAUGGAUGGAAGGUUCAAAGGACCCAGUCCCCCUCCCAUAUGCACUUCCUUCCUUCUAGAAUGUUCCUGCCUGCGUCACAUGUUCCUUUGCUCGGUGGCACCGUGCCAGCCUGAGUGGGCGAGGCCAGGUCUUUAACAUUCAUUCACAAUUCCUACACACAGAAAUUCAAAGUGCUUUACAGAAAGUUCAAAGAAGGCAAAAAUAAAAAUGUCAAUUAGUAUUUUAAGUUCCAAUCAGAUGUGACAUAUUUUCACAAGUUCCUUUAUUAUGUGAAAUAUUUAUUUCAUUUGUUUACAAAAUAUAUAAAACAUUUUAUUUCAGAUUUAUUUUAAAGUAUUUGUAGUCCUGUAUUUAUUAGGAUUUUUAUUUAUUUAUUAGUAAUAUAGUUUUUUGGACAUGGGGGUGCUAAAAACAAACUAGCUACACAAAAACUAGCUGUACUAACUAUACAAAAAUUUUUUUUAUUGAAAAAUGGAUUGGCAAACUAAAGAAACAAGUUCUAUGCAUCUUUAGCAACAAUAAUGGUUCUCUAACUAAAGUUGAUAAUACUUAAUAUUGUUUUAAU